Molecule: messenger RNA, 723 nt
Organism: Arachis ipaensis
Lineage: Eukaryota; Viridiplantae; Streptophyta; Magnoliopsida; Fabales; Fabaceae
Source: RefSeq, a predicted model, not a curated record
CCUUCAAUAUCAUCAACCCAGACAAAAUAUUGACAGUCCUUUGUGUACAAAUACAUAAAUUUCUUCAAUGUAACUCACAGAAACUCAAAAGCCAUUAAAAAAAUUCAGACUUAAUGCAUACCGCCCGUAGAGGACAACAGAUGAACCAUCUCCCAGGAUUGUUCAUAGUGCCAGAUUCCAACAACAUCACAUUGAGUCCACAAUUACAUUUGCCAUCAACUUUCAUCACAUCCUUCCUUCUGAAAUUGGAAGCUCCAGAAUCACUACUAUUCCCCAUCGAACUAACAUGGUUCAAUCGUUGCCUUGCCAUACCUUGUAUUCUCUUUUCUACUCCAGAGAUUGAACCAGGUGAUGAAUUUUACAGCAUAGAGAGCAUUACAGAUGACAUAAAAGAGGAAAUAGGUUUUACUCCAGGGAUUAACUGCAACAUGGAUUCUGAACAUAAUAGCUGGCUCUACCAAGUUGACAUAUGCAUCAAUGCUUCUGGUUCAGAUCUCAUUUAGUGUCCUCUACUACUUCCAAAAAGCAAAUUUGGUUCACAAAUUCAAUUAUCAAACUUUAAAAAAAUUUAGUUAUUGAGCAACUAGAUAGCACGUGCUUUAAUUUAAUUUGUUUGUUGUAUUUGUAACUUAAAAAUCUUUACAUUAUUUUCAGCUUUCUUCUUUCCUUUGCAUGAACUAUUUCUAGAAAUAAAAGUAUAAUAAGGGUUUCCCUUAUCUUCCA